Varanus komodoensis (Komodo dragon) is the source of this 1218-nucleotide messenger RNA. RefSeq names its product leukocyte elastase inhibitor A-like. The record is from RefSeq and is a predicted model, not a curated record. The coding region runs from base 1 to 1218 and encodes 405 amino acids. Gene Ontology annotation, molecular function: serine-type endopeptidase inhibitor activity. The transcript has 7 exons. Lineage: Eukaryota; Metazoa; Chordata; Lepidosauria; Squamata; Varanidae. Gene Ontology annotation, biological process: negative regulation of endopeptidase activity.
AUGGAUCUGGGCUGCACCAAGGACUCCCUUUCUCAAGCAGUCACUGCAUUUGGUCUUGAUGUCUAUAAUAAACUGAAUAAAAGUGGUGCUUGCAAAAAUGUCUUCAUCUCUCCUCUGAGCAUCUCAGCUGCUAUGGCCAUGGUUGUGGGAGGUGCCAUGGGAAGCACUAAAACUCAGAUGGAAAAGGCACUCCACUUUGUUAGAACUCCAGGAGAUACGAGGCUAUUACCUGCUUCUGCAGGUAAAACAUCUGAAGUUGUUCCAGAACAGGAGUCCGAAGAAAGAGCCACCUCAGAAUUCAAGAAACUCCUUUUGCAGCUGAAUAACCUCAGUCCUGCGUACCAGCUGAACCUGGCCAACAAUUUGUUCAUACAAGCAGGACACAAAUUUCUUCAGCAAUACCUCACUUUCACUAAGGAAACUUUUGGAGCUAUGCUACAGACAGUGGACUUUUCUAAUGCUGUUGAAGAAGCAAGGGAGAUAAUCAACCUUGAGAUUGAAAGACAAACCCAGGGAACCAUCAAGGAACUUUUUGCUCCAGGCGUGAUUGGGCCAGAAGCUGUGCUGGUGCUGGGGAAUGCCGUCUACUUCAAGGCAACUUGGGAACACCAGUUUGAUCCGAAUUGCACCGUAGAAAGAGCUUUUAGGUUGAGCAAGAAUGCAAGUAAACCUGUGCACAUGAUGCAUCAGAAAGGUAUUUUUAAGCUGGGAUACAUGAGGGGGACAAAUGCACGGAUCCUUUGCCUCCCCUAUGUUGGCGAAGUGCUCUCUAUGCUCAUCAUGCUGCCAAAGGACAUCGGUGAUCUGGAACAGGUUGAGAGCGCAAUGACCUGUGAGAAUUUUGCCCACUGGACUGCAUCUGAAAAUAUGGAAGAAGAUCAUGUGGAGGUGUAUAUACCCAGGUUUAAGCUAGAGGACUCCUUUGACCUCAACAUGACUUUGCAAGCCCUGGGGAUGAUUGAUGUGUUUGAUAAGUCAAAAGCCAACCUUUCUGGAAUGUCGCCCUCCCACCCACUCUUCUUGUCUAAUGUUCUUCAUAAGGCCUUUUUGGAGGUCAAUGAAGAGGGCACUGAAGCAGCAGCUGUAGCUGGUGCAGUGAUUUCCAUCAGAUCCUUAGUAACCUAUGAUCUGUUUUUGGUUGAUCACCCAUUCCUCUUCUGCAUCCAACAUAACCCUACCAAUACUGUCCUUUUCCUUGGCAAACUCUGCUCUCCAUAA